AUGAGAUCGCCCCCUGCGCAGCAACACCCCUACAUUCCGAGUGUUUUGCAUCCCCCCAAAGACCCUAACCCGGACUACUUGGUGUUCUCCAAAGAAGAGAUGGACAUGAUCGUCAAAGAAUCGGAGCUAGCGGGCGCCCCAGUGUCAGCGCACUGCUGCACAUUGAAGGGCGCGAUGGCAGCCAUCGAGGCCGGGGUCAACACCAUUGAGCAUGUUUACUUUGGCACCGAUGACAUGUUUAUGCGUAUGAUUGACAAGGGAGUCAUAAUGGUGCCUACUCUUGCGAUUGCAGAAAAGCUGUACGCCCAAUGGUUUGACCAGAUACUAAAGCAAGUCAAACGGGCGCACGACCUUGGAGUUCGCCUAGCUUGUGGUGGUGGCACGGGAACCUAUCCGCAUGGCGACAAUGUUCGGGAGCUAGAGUUGAUGAUCGAGGCCAGUAUACCAGUAGUUGAUAUGUUGGAGCCCUGCACUGUAGGGGGUUGGGAGGACGAGAUUGAGACUUUGAUCUUCUCGGACAAGAAUCUGUCAUGGAACGCCGUCGCACUAGAGAACAGCGGCCUUGGUUUUGAAGAUGGCUCACUGCUUAUUGACGACAUGCUUGUCGACGACCUCAACGCUCUCCAAUGGGCUCCAGACUGGAAUCUUGUUUUUGGUGAGAUUCUUUAG
Molecule: messenger RNA, 669 nt
Organism: Colletotrichum gloeosporioides
Lineage: Eukaryota; Fungi; Ascomycota; Sordariomycetes; Glomerellales; Glomerellaceae
Exons: 2
Coding region: 1-669 (222 amino acids)
Source: RefSeq, a predicted model, not a curated record